Papaver somniferum (opium poppy) is the source of this 686-nucleotide messenger RNA. RefSeq names its product beta-fructofuranosidase, cell wall isozyme-like. The annotation marks the transcript as partial. Lineage: Eukaryota; Viridiplantae; Streptophyta; Magnoliopsida; Ranunculales; Papaveraceae. Gene Ontology annotation, biological process: carbohydrate metabolic process. Gene Ontology annotation, molecular function: hydrolase activity, hydrolyzing O-glycosyl compounds. The transcript is spliced from 3 exons. The record is from RefSeq and is a predicted model, not a curated record.
AGUACUAUUUUAACAUUGUUUCAUGCUUCUUACUUGGAUGGCAUUCAAACCUCUCCAACAACAAUUCACCAGACCCAAAUGGACCAAUGUAUUAUAAUGGAAUCUACCAUCUUUUCUACCAAUACAAUCCUAAAGCUGCUGCAUGGGCAAGUGAUAUAGUCUGGGGCCAUUCUGUAUCAAAAGAUAUGGUCAACUGGUUUCGCCUUGAUGUUGCAAUGGCCCCUACGGAUUCAUUUGAUGUCAAUGGGUGCUGGUCAGGUUCUGCCACUAUCCUCCCUGGUAACAAGCCGGUGAUGCUUUAUACUGGCAUAGAUAUAAAUAAUGUACAAGUUCAGAACAUUGCUGUGCCAAAGAAUUCAUCGGAUCCCUUACUUGUAGAAUGGAAAAAGCUAGACAAAAAUCCAUUGAUUUUGCCACCCAAUGGCAUUAACGGAACUUCGUUCCGGGAUCCGACAACUGCAUGGUUAGGUAAAGAUGGGUAUUGGAGAAUUCUAGUUGGGAGUGAGAGAAGUAAUCUGGGGACGGCGUUGUUGUUUAGAAGUAAAGAUUUCAUGACAUGGACAGCAUCUGAAAAUAACUUCCAUUCUGCACCAGAUACUGGUAUUUGGGAAUGUCCAGAUUUCUUUCCUGUGCCACUGAAAGGUAAAAAAGGAUUAGACACUUCUGCGAGUGGAGCCAAUGUUAAG